Molecule: messenger RNA, 1442 nt
Organism: Scaptodrosophila lebanonensis
Lineage: Eukaryota; Metazoa; Arthropoda; Insecta; Diptera; Drosophilidae
Exons: 2
Coding region: 50-1318 (422 amino acids)
Source: RefSeq, a predicted model, not a curated record
UCAAGCUGUUAACACGAAAUCGUUUCUACAACACAAAAUUGUUGGUAAAAUGGAGAAAUACGAAAAAAUGAAGAAACUGCAGCAAAUGGCUGCUAUCGAUCCGCAGCCACCAAAAUGCAGCUGUAACUGCAAGCGCAAGUUGGAUCCGUAUCAAUUGUUUGACGAUAACAUCGAGGAUAUAGCCAACAGUUUGGCGCAGAUCAUGCUCAUCUGUGGCAUCAAUACCACAAAGUGUUACAACGCGAAGCCGAUUAUCAAGCGCGCGUUCGUGUAUCACGAGAAGAUGCGCACCAAGUGCCCCCCGGAGCCGGAUCGGGCGAUUCAUUUGAAUCGCGAUGAUAUGCUGCAGGCACUGCUUAUCAAAUGUGACAUGCAACGUGUGGAGGCAAUGCUGUCGUAUGCAAUUAUUAAGCGAGCUUUUAAGGCCUUUUUCCACGGUAAGCCACCGACGACGAUCAGCAACCCAAUUGUGGACGCUAUGGCCAUACACGGCCAGGAGUCCGCUUGGUUGCACGCGGCUUACAAGACGGCGCGAAUCUUCGACAACUACAGGGCGGCCUUCUUCUGGGCGCACAAGUCCUACGAGAAGCAAAUCAAUCUUGUCUACCGUAAUCUCUUCCGGCGCAUGCGCACACGAGCCGAUCCGAUGCAGGUGCCAACCUGCAAGUGUCGCGGCUGUUCCAAGCAGGAGGUGCCUGGUAGUCCGAAGCCUGCAGGACGGGACUAUACGCAACUCAAGCUGGCUGAAUGCGACAACUUGCUGGAGUCGUGCAUUGUUUGUGGCUUGCAGUUGCCGAAGAUGAAAACAAAUGGGAAGGUGAAGGUGAAGCCACCGCGUCCAAUAAUUAACCACGAGCUUAACAUGCAGCGGUGCGAGAAGUGCAACUCACCGUUUCUUAUCUGUGAGUGCAACAUAGAUCCGUUAACGGGCGAGCAGUUCGGUGAGUGUGGCCAGGAUUCAUACAAGGUGAAGUGGUAUCGGGUGGAGCAGGAGGCGCCCAAUUUGGCUGGAAGCGAGGAGGCAAUGACCGAUGAAAAGUCUACGACCGACUGGUUGAACCAUCACUGUCCCAUCGACUGCAGACAUGGCAGCAGUAGCGAUUCCUCAGACGUCUGUCAUGAGCAACGGAAGACUGAAUCGGGAGCGGAGUCCGAAACAGAAUUCACCAGCUGCACUGGCGAGGAGCAGGAUAUCGUUGCUAAAUUGGAGGAAUACCUGAACCAGUUGUGGGCCGAAGAGGUGGCGGCAAAGAAAAAUCCAAAGACCUAUAAACCAACUAUGGACCGAAAGCCUCGCGCUUCCUGCCAGCGGAACUGAUUCUCUUUUAAUGACAAUUUUAACUUGCUACGUGUAUCUUUUGAGCCUGCAAUACAGCAAACAGUCUGCAGACUUUACCGACAAUCGAGUCUGAAAGUGUUGUAUGGACUGUAAGAGGAAACUA